Phragmites australis (common reed) is the source of this 1268-nucleotide messenger RNA. RefSeq lists its product as uncharacterized. The transcript has 3 exons. The record is from RefSeq and is a predicted model, not a curated record. The coding region runs from base 332 to 1027 and encodes 231 amino acids. NCBI's taxonomy places the organism in Eukaryota, Viridiplantae, Streptophyta, Magnoliopsida, Poales, Poaceae.
UAGCACGCCAUGCUCGGCAGUUUCCAGACUCCCACAUCCCCAGGUCUUUCCCUCUCCCGUAUCUCAAAAAGAGGGAGCAAUGGCAGCCCCAGCGUCACGGCACUGUUCCCAGUAAAGAAGCCCACUUCCACUCCCCCGCGUUCUGCUCUUCGUCUUCUUCCCCUCAAGAACAUCUGUCUCUUGACCUUUUCCUCCCUUGGUUCAUCCUUCUCUCCCUCCUUUUCUUGAUUCUUUCUCCGUAGGAUCUUUUGCUAGUAGCCUUGCUUCGUGGGCUUGCUUGCACGAACGGCUUCUUGCUGCGGCGUGAAAGGGGAGAAAAGUGGAGCAAGGGAUGGGUUCUUGCGCUUCGCUUCACAAGGACCCGGGGCUCCCCAAGAAGCUGUUUCUUGCGUCGCCCCACAAGGCGAAGGACGUGAACGGGAAGGGCGGCGGCGGCGGUGUUGCUCCGGUUGGUGAUGGCUUUGGUGAUCUCAAGUGCAAGGCCGAGGGGGAACAGCGGCGUGCAGGGUUUGAUCCCAAGAGCCCGGAUUCUGGUAGCAAGGAUGAAAUGUUCUUCGAAUCUCGAGCUUGGUUGGAUUCUGACUGUGAGGACGACUUUUACAGUGUGAAUGGAGAUUUCACUCCAUCUCGUGGCAGCACACCAAACUAUCAACCCAGAACGCAGACAGUGAUGACCAACGUCUUUCUACUGGAUAGCGUGCCUAAUUCCAAAUCAUCUGAGCCUUCUCCAACUGGACGGAGGAAGCUAGCCGAGCUCCUGCAGGAGUCGAUGCAAAACGACUCCGAAGAUAACACCGAUGUCAGCAAGAACGAGAAGCAGCAGUUGCAAUCUGUCGCCGCAGCUGGGAAGCAAGGGUCUGAAUCCAGCUCCGCUUGCAGCUCGGAACCGCCGCUGAUUACAGCAGCCAGGAAUCAGAAAGAGAAGGCGUGGUACACCGGGCGCUGUUGCCUACCGAGCUUUGUUCAUAGCCUAACCUUUGAGAGUGAGAGGAGGCAGAAGAUGAGCUCUGAGCCCUGUGCUGUUUGACAUUGCUGCUCCAGUUCCCCCCUGCUCUGAGCUAUAUUUAGUACCACAAUAUAUUACCUGAUCCGGCCCUGAAGUUACUGUAAAGAAGGGGAGUAUUAAGAGAGUGCUAUAUCCUUGUAGUAAUCAAGUGGAUAGUAGUUACUCCGAAAAUUGAUGUGCACACCAUGUUGAUCAAUUGCACGGGGGAGAGCAUAGAGCUCAAGAAAUUAUCCUUAUGUGUGUAUGUCUUAUUGAAUCUUUA